Messenger RNA from Rhopilema esculentum, 4589 nucleotides. The record is from RefSeq and is a predicted model, not a curated record. Lineage: Eukaryota; Metazoa; Cnidaria; Scyphozoa; Rhizostomeae; Rhizostomatidae.
GCUACUUCAUGUUCCAUGUAUUCAAAUCUAAAGCGAGGCUCUGUUGCAGUUGCUGUUACAAUAUGGUGGUUUCCAAAAUUUGAAGGGACAAUGCUUCUUGCUCUUCCAAAAGAUGAUUUAAAUGUUUCAGAGUCAUCUGGGGAUAAAGAUUUAUUUAAAAAUCAAUAUGAAAUUACAGAUACGGACUUAUUGCCGGCGUAUGUUGCUCGAUACCUGAAGAAAGAAGACACUAUCCUUGUUUCGUCGUCGACUGGAGAAAGAGGACCAGAUUUUAAUGUGAUCUUUGAUUUCUUUAAAAAUGCCGGAUACAAGGAUGUGAAAUAUCUAUUUGAAAAUGAAAAGGUGUUGAAAAAUAUAAAAAAAAGAUUUGCCAAAAAAGGAAGAGCAAUAAACUUAGAAAAAGGAACAUUGUCGGAGAUGUCUUUGAAUCCUGAUUCACUCAAUGUGGUUCUUGAUCUUUGCUCAACAAGCAACCUUGUAGAAAAAUGUGCUGGUUCCAUGUUCAAUGUCAUAUGCUGUAGAAUCUUUGAAAGCAUAUCAAAGACACUAAAAAAUGGCGGGAGAUACCUAUGUUUAACAAAUUCUUGCAAGGAAGUGGUAGAAUGUAUCUUAGGCUACUUCAAAGAUAAUUGGUUUAUUAGGCUGCAGAGUGUUCAGUUAACUGCUUGUUCUGGAAACAAAAACAGUGCACCACUGACUUUAUUCAUAUUAACCAAAUUGAAGUUGAAAUUACCCAAAGCAGUUAUGGAAGUUUGUAUGAAAACAGAAAAGGCAAUAAAAGUUGACAGUGAGGAAGACAUAAGAAAAGCAGUUUCCCAACUUUGGGAUUUCACAUUUCUGCAGUACAAGCUAAGAAGUGAGUUUGACUUCAACAACAGCUAUACAAUCAACUUUUGGUGUCCAAAAACGAAUUCUCAGUCACCUCGGUACACUGUGGUAAUAGUUGACUCUGCAAAAGAGAUGCUGCGAAGCUAUGCUGGGAAGUAUGGUGUAUUUAUUGUUCCACAAGGAUUUUCAUUCCAGAUGUCUUUGAAUCCUGAUUCACUCAAUGUGGUUCUUGAUCUUUGCUCAACAAGCAACCUUGUAGAAAAAUGUGCUGGUUCCAUGUUCAAUGUCAUAUGCUGUAGAAUCUUUGAAAGCAUAUCAAAGACACUAAAAAAUGGCGGGAGAUACCUAUGUUUAACAAAUUCUUGCAAGGAAGUGGUAGAAUGUAUCUUAGGCUACUUCAAAGAUAAUUGGUUUAUUAGGCUGCAGAGUGUUCAGUUAACUGCUUGUUCUGGAAACAAAAACAGUGCACCACUGACUUUAUUCAUAUUAACCAAAUUGAAGUUGAAAUUACCCAAAGCAGUUAUGGAAGUUUGUAUGAAAACAGAAAAGGCAAUAAAAGUUGACAGUGAGGAAGACAUAAGAAAAGCAGUUUCCCAACUUUGGGAUUUCACAUUUCUGCAGUACAAGCUAAGAAGUGAGUUUGACUUCAACAACAGCUAUACAAUCAACUUUUGGUGUCCAAAAACGAAUUCUCAGUCACCUCGGUACACUGUGGUAAUAGUUGACUCUGCAAAAGAGAUGCUGCGAAGCUAUGCUGGGAAGUAUGGUGUAUUUAUUGUUCCACAAGGAAGGGAAAUUGCUUGGCUCUUCUCCACAAACAAAGGCAGAAGGCAGCUUGCUUCAAUGUCAGGUUUUGAGCGUAUUGCAAUAACAUUGACACACAGAGGGCAUUUAUAUGAAAGUCUUGAUGAAAUAAAGAGUGAACUAUCAACCAGGGUACUUCAGCUUGCUCCUCCAGGCUUGAAUGAGUCAGCUAAGGUUCCAUUUGUAACAGUUGGAGAGGAUAUUGGUCAGAGGUAUACUCUCUGUGACUCAGGUUCUGGACAAAAUGGGUGUAUUGUAGAGGACUUCAAAGCUGAAGAUGAUACUUUUCACCGCCGUCUUAUAUUUCACAGAAACCCUGGCAUAAUACAGACAGAAUACCGGCUUCAUAGUGCUUCAGAACAUGAUGUUACAGGCGAAUCCACAAGAAACUUUCAAGUUGAUAAGGGUUUUCUUGUUUUUUCCUUCCACCGCCAAAUCAUAGCAGCGUUGACUUUGCUUGGAAGCAGGAGCCUUGAUAGCGAUUUAAAGAUAUUAUUAAUUGGCCUUGGUGGAGCUGCGUUGCCUAACUUUGUUUCGGUAGCCUUUCCCAAGGCAACAAUUGUUUGUGUUGAAUUGAAUCCAAUUGUUGUGGAGUUAGCAGAAAAAUGGUUUGGAUUUAGCAACAAUGAAAAAACUCAAUCAAUCAUAGAUGAUGGUUUGAAGUUCAUGGAGCUGGAGGUGGAAAAAGGUAAUCAUGGUUGCUUUCACGCAGUAAUAUUUGAUGUCAAUACAGAUGAUGAAUCUUCAGCCUUAACAGCACCACCACCAAGUUUCUUAGAUCACAAAGUGCUUGAAAACGUAUCUGCACUUUUGCAUUCUUCUGGAAUAUUUAUCGUGAACUUGGUUUGCCGUGACAAAGAAAUCACUAUGGAUGUGGGAAAAAAGCUGAAAGAGCAGUUUGGCAAUGCAAGGCUCAAUGAAGGCGAUAACGAUGAACUGAAUGUUAUAGUAACUUGCUUUUCACCAAGCAGAACAGAACCUGAACCUACACAUGAUGAUUGCCUAUCUGUUAUGUCUGAAAUUUCGAUGAGAACUUGUACAGAUGAUAUGGGGAGCUCAAUGGACCUUGCAGAGCUUUUAAAAAGUAAUUUCACAAUCUAGCAAAUUUUUCAAAGCAUUCAUGAUAUUUUGUGAAUGAGACAAUGUGGUAUUUUUGGGGGUAUGAAACCUUUUGUUAGACUGUAGAAUAUAGCUUUAUUUUUUAUUAUCUGUUUUGUAAAGAGAAAAAGGCUGUGAAACCAUGCUGUUGUAUAUAAAGUUUGGUAUUGCUGAUCCAAAAACUGUAUUUGAAUGACAACUCUUUGUUGUAGCAGGAAAUUCAGGCAGGGAAUAAAAACACAAUUUUGAAUGUGGAUAGCGAAUCAUUAAAAACACAAUAUAUAAGAUAAAUAACUAUAUUUUCUACUUAAUUUAGCAAAAAGUUAAAAAACUUACAGUCGUUACAAUUGGCUAAUUUCUAGCACUUUUGUAAAGUUAUUAAUUCCGGAAAAAUGUUCAAAAUUACUGUCUCCUUAUCUUACAAAUCAUGAGUACUUUAACGACAACCCUCUGAUUACAUGAAAAUGGUAGUCUAUGUAUGACCCAAACACAGAAGUUAAAGUUCUGUCUUAAUGUAAAGAGCCCCGUCAAUUAGUGAAAAAUUCUGAAACUGACUAUUUUCUUGUGGAAAAUAUCAUUCUAAGAAAGAACUUAUAUUAGUAAAAUCCAAAACUUUUGUUGCUUUUGAAAAGAUCUUGGUUAAAAUAAUCAUUAAAAAUUACUAGAUUAUAAAUUCACAGAAUUACCAAAUAUUUACAAAAAUUAGUUUCUGGAACUUAUUUUGGAUGAAACUUAUUUUUGAAUAAUUUUUCAACCAACUUUAUAAUUCUAUUUGUACAAAAUUUUAAUAGAAAUAAGUAAAAAAAAUAUUCAACUUACAAAAAAAUAUUCAACUUACAAAAAAAUAUUCAACUUACAAAAAAAUAUUCAACUUACAAAAAAAUAUUCAUUCAAGUUAAAUAAGCAACUUUUCGUUUUUAAAUUUUUCUUUAUAUUAGCUAAUGAUGUUGAUUCAUUAGUCCCUCACAACCUUACCUCCCCUGAAUAAAUCGGGGUCUGAUCUUCUAAAUUCAAAAUUGGUUGAUCUUUCUGCACCCCUGGGCAAUGGCACCUAGAAAAAAAUUAAGCAUCAUUAAAUAUAUAUUGAAGGCUAUACAUAAUAUGCUGUUUUUAACUUGAUAAUUGCAUCAAACACAAAUGGAACUCAGAUAAUAUAAUAAUUAUUUAACAAGAAAUGGCUUGACCGCUUUUGGAAAGCAAUGAGCAAAAUAUAUAUUUUUAAAUGAAUCAAGUUCUGUUGCUAGUUAUCAAUUCUUUUUGAAAGAUGAGUUAUGUUCUUGAUGAGCCUUUCCUGCACAUACUAACACAUCCAUGAAUGAAACUUGAAAAUGACGAGGAUAGCAAGGUGAAGUGAUCCAUGAUUGUGCAAUGUUACAAAGUCAUACCUAUUGAAAAUUAUAAAUCAAGUUACCUCUCUGGUCAUUGGCAAGGAAUAGCUUGGUGACAAUUGCCUGCGGUAUAUUGGUGCUGGGUAACUAUAUUCACUAAAAUUCCAUUGAUUAUCUCUCUCUAAUGAAUCCUCUGCUUUUGAAAUUUUAGUAGCAAAGCUUUUGUACUGUCCAACUUGUUCAGACAAAAUUUUUAUUAUUCGGUUGGCUUCUUCUAGAUCUUUUUUCAGUUUUGUAUCUUCAUAGAUUAUUUUCUCUUUUUCUUCUUUUUCUGUGAAAAAGUCUUCUUUGUAAGCCAACAGCUAAAGGCAGAGCAAAAACAACAGUUAAACAUCAAGAGAACAAGAUUUGUUUUGCAGACUAGUGUUAAUGUUAAACAUUAUCAGAGUGUUAUUAUGUAAUAUCUACAUAAAUACUUGCAAAAUGAAUAAAAUUUAAAUAGCUGGUAAGGAUAAAAAUAGCUAAAACACU